GAUUCGAUGCGUCACGCUUUAUGCGGUUUAUGGCAUCUCCUAGAACGAUGACUAACGUAGUUCUGCUUUCGUGUGGUUCGUUCAACCCAAUCACAAAUAUGCAUUUGCGAAUGUUUGAACUAGCAAGAGAUGCACUGCAUAGAACUGGAAUUUUGUCUGUCACCAAGGGGAUCAUCUCACCUGUAAACGAUGACUACAAAAAACUGACCACCAAGACACUGGUGUCAGGCUAUCAUCGAGUACAAAUGGCCAAGUUAGCUACGCGAACAUCAGAUUGGGUACAGAUCAGUGAUUGGGAAGUGAAACAAGACUUAUGGACGGAAACGCUGAAUGUCUUAAAGCAUACAAAAGAGGAAGUAGAAAGUGAAAUGAAAAAUGAAGAUUUCACUGUCAAGUUACUAUGCGGUGGAGAUCUGUUAGAAUCAUUUGCUGUUCCUGGAUUGUGGAAUGAACAACAUAUGACUUCAAUAAUUUGUGAUUAUGGUCUGGUUGUGAUAACGAGACAUGGCUCAGAUCCUGAAAGAUUUAUUUAUGAAUCUGAUUUGUUGACCCGUUACAAGAACAACAUAUUGAUUGUAAAAGAAUGGAUUUCCAAUGAUAUCAGUUCAACAAAAGUCAGACGUGCAUUGAAAAGAAAUGAAAGCAUUAAAUAUGUUGUUCCUGACCCAGUCAUUGAUUACAUCAAGCAGAAUGGUCUAUACAAGGCCCAAGAAUUGUGUAAAUGAAUGCGAACCAACAUUUGUAUUCUACAUUGAUCUAAUGGCAGCCCUUUCAAAGUUAAAUUAUAAUUGCCCAAUCAUUUUAACAUAUGAUCUCUGUAUAGACCAUUAGGGUAACCCAUACCUUGGAUGAAAAAUUGCACAAAUAGCCAUUUGUCAGUUAGAUCAUUUAUGUGUAGUUUACAAUGUACAUUAAAAUAUGGUUUUUGGUAAAUAAAACACUCUAACAACUUCCA
Molecule: messenger RNA, 955 nt
Organism: Xenia sp. Carnegie-2017
Lineage: Eukaryota; Metazoa; Cnidaria; Anthozoa; Malacalcyonacea; Xeniidae
Product: nicotinamide/nicotinic acid mononucleotide adenylyltransferase 1-like
Exons: 7
Coding region: 21-725 (234 amino acids)
Biological process (GO): NAD+ biosynthetic process
Molecular function (GO): nicotinate-nucleotide adenylyltransferase activity; nicotinamide-nucleotide adenylyltransferase activity
Source: RefSeq, a predicted model, not a curated record